This is a messenger RNA of Kwoniella mangroviensis CBS 8507, 375 nucleotides long. RefSeq lists its product as uncharacterized. The transcript is spliced from 5 exons. Bases 1 to 375 code for a protein of 124 amino acids. The record is from RefSeq and is a predicted model, not a curated record. Lineage: Eukaryota; Fungi; Basidiomycota; Tremellomycetes; Tremellales; Cryptococcaceae.
AUGCCUUAUAUCGGAUCGUGCUUUCUUGGAUCUGUGCGGUUCAAGGUUGACAUUACUCAAGAGAAGCAAGUAACUUCGGUUUCAGCUCACUCUACCAAUGUCCUCCCCAAAAUCUCAGAAGUCGAGCUUACUGGGGACGUUCGAGAGUACAGCUCCAGAACAGCUAGUGGAAACACGGCAACCAGACUCUUCUUUGGUACUUCUGGCUCCGCUCUUGCUCACAAUUCCAACGCUUUUGGUGACGCCAUGACAGCUCGUGGGUAUCUUAAAACCGGAAACCUCCCUGAUUUCCGAACGAUGCCUUUCGCCGCUGAGCUGUUGGUCAAAGAUAGAUGGACAGGUCUUCCCCCUAUUCCUGAGGGCGACCAAGCUUAA